Molecule: messenger RNA, 2827 nt
Organism: Aplysia californica (California sea hare)
Lineage: Eukaryota; Metazoa; Mollusca; Gastropoda; Aplysiida; Aplysiidae
Product: putative polypeptide N-acetylgalactosaminyltransferase 10
Cellular component (GO): Golgi apparatus
Source: RefSeq, a predicted model, not a curated record
GUGUUUGAUGAAAUACUGGAGAGGACACGAGCGAAAAGAGACAAAAUUGACUGGCAUGACUACAAGUCUAUCGAGGCGGAGAAACAGAGGCAGGGGCCGGGAGAGCAGGGGGCGGCCUACCUCAUGUCGCCGUCAGAACAAGAGGGCAAAGACCUGUUGUACCGCUCCAACGGCUUCAACGCCCUGGUCAGUGACAAGAUCUCCACGCAGCGCUCGCUCAGGGACAUACGGCACCCAGACUGUCAGAAAAAGCAGUACCUCAAGUACUUGCCCACAGCGAGUUUCAUCCUGCCCUUCCACAAUGAGCAUCUGUCCACCCUGAUACGCUCUGUGUACAGCAUCCUCAACCGGGCGCCGCGAGAUCUGGUCAAGGAGAUCAUUCUGGCUGAUGACCACAGCACCAAAACGGAAUGCCACAAGCCGCUGGAUGACUACGUCAAGGAACAUUUCACCAAUGUACGUGUCGUCCGGGCCGAAAAGCGCGAGGGCCUCAUCCGCACGCGACUCAUGGGCGCACGCCAGGCUACAGGGGAAGUGCUCAUCUUCCUCGACUCUCACAUUGAAUGUAACGUCAACUUUUUGCCUCCACUUUUAGGAAUCCAGUGAUGGCGGGCGGUCUGUUUGCCAUCAGCCGAGAGUGGUUCUGGGAGAUGGGAGGCUAUGACCCAGGACUGGACAUUUGGGGAGGGGAACAGUAUGAGCUGUCCUUCAAGGUGUGGCAGUGUGGAGGAACAAUGGUGGAUGCCCCGUGCUCUCGUAUUGGCCACAUCUAUCGCAAGUUUGCUCCCUUCCCUAACCCCGGUGUGGGAGAUUUUGUCGGAAGGAAUUACAAACGUGUGGCGGAAGUCUGGAUGGAUGAGUACGCCGAGUUCCUGUACAAGCACCGGCCUCAUUACCGCAACAUUGACCCCGGUGACCUGUCAGCCCAGAAGAACAUCAGAAAGAAGCUCAAUUGCAAGCCUUUCAAGUGGUUUAUGACAGAGGUGGCGUUUGACUUGGUCAAAUAUUACCCUCCUGUGGAGCCUCCUCCUCUGGCAGAGGGAGAGAUACGAAAUAAUGCCAGUAAUAUGUGCAUUGACACAAGAUUCAAGGGACAAAACCGAAGAUUUGAGCUUCAAAAGUGUGUCAGGGACCAAGGAGGUGGAGGGGAGCAGCAAUUUGAGUUCACGUGGCACAAAGACAUCCGGCCGAAGCGAAGGAACUUGUGUUUCGAUGCGUCUUCGAGCAACCCCAAGUCGCCAGUUAUCCUGUUCACCUGCCAUGGCAUGCAGGGGAACCAAAGGUUCAAAUACAAUGUGGGCAGCCAACAGCUGUACCACCCAAUCAGUGGCUUGUGUUUGGACAGUGACAAGUCCACCCAGGAAAUCUUUAUGAAUCCCUGUGAUGAAGCCAACUCUCAAAGAUGGCAUUUUGAAAAGUUCAAUAGGACUGCGCUGGAAAUAGAUUACAAAGUUCCUUUACAGAGAUAGAAUUUAGUUUUUAAAGUUUACUGUUUUAUGGGAUGUUACAAGAAUAAAUGUGUCAUUUUUAUUGUACUGUAGGUGCCUAAUUUUUCCUGUUAAAGUGGGGAUGUGUUUCGAGUGUUAUUUCAUCAAAUUGUAUGGUUGAUGUCUUAUGAGGGAAAGAACCCUAGUAGCCUGCAAGUUAUGAAUGCUUUUUCAUAGUUCAUGUUCGUUUUACUGAGAAGUGAUAUAAUGAUUGUUCAUUAUUAUACAUAUCAUUUUCAUGUUUUCAAUUCUUUUACUUGUGACUUAUGAUAAGAUAUAUUAAUAGCAUUAUAUAAUAUGAGCUGCAACUGUUAUGAUAAUGCUACAGGAAUAUGUUCAUACCAGAUUUAUAUUUUGUGUUGAUGUGAAGAUAGCAUACAAUGGGUUCAUGGCAGUGUGUUUGCUUCUCUUCCCGGCAUGACAGUGGAUCCAUUUGUCACAAGAUUUAGGAAUUCAAAGCAUGUCAUUCAAUCAGUGUCCAAAGUAAUUUUCUUAUGGAUACCACUUUUCCAGACAUUUCUGAAAUUCAGGAAAUUUGAAUGUUCUCAUCGCUUUGUAUGACAUAAUAUGUUAUUUUCCCUUUUUUUAUGUUUCAUUCUGCUUACAGUGUAAGAAAUUCAGUGAAUCUGAAUACAUCUUGGUGAUAAAUGUUCUUAAUUUCUGUUGUGUUCCGACUUUCAGAUACAUUAAUAUACCCUGUAUACAUCCUGUAUAUUCCUGGAGUUUGAGCCUUUUAAGGUAAAAUGUUGGCUGAUGUGAACAUGUUAGUGGACGCUGUCAUCGUUUAUUAGUUUAUACUGAAACCCUGGAGGAAUUUUUGUUACACAAAUUUUCAAGCUAAGGCAAAGUAUAGUCUGGCAAAGAAAUUGCUGAAGGGUGCAGGGGUGGCUAAGAUAUUUGUUUUUUAAUAUUGCUUUCCCCAGACUUUAGACAAAUCUGAAGCAACAUGCUGAGUCUUAUAAAUCUCUCUUGAAAUUAUAUGUUUACGGGUCUUCUGAAUAAACGUUAUUCCAAUUUCCUGGUACUACCAACAUUCCUACCUUUUCGCACAUCAGAAUGUAAUGACUGAUGUCGGGGAAAGGUGUUUUCCCUCUUAAUUCUGAUGCAGGCUAUUUUAUAAGGCUAUAGAGACUUUUAUGUGUUACAAUGACCUGGUCUGUGUGACUUAUCAAUUUUAAUGUUUUACAGUGGACAGAGAAAACUUCAUAUUCUCUCUCGCAGUGCUUUUAUUAUCCUUCGGAGAAGGGUAAUCUUUGGCAAUUAUUUGAAAUGUGGUGCUAUUUCACAGUUCUUUCUCAAAUCCCCGAAUCACAACGAAAUGUUAUGUCAAAAAAAAAAAA